CGUUAGUCUUGAGUGGGAUCACCUCAUCGAGACCGUAUAUAUUCUGUGAACUAAACCUGUCCUUCUUAACAAUUAUCACUACUCAAAUAUCCAUCGAACACAGCAAUUGAACGACUACAAAAUGGCUUCUCCGAAAAUCAUCCUCUACACUUACCACGGAUGCCCCUUUGCGCACCGGGCCCAUAUCGCCCUGAAGGAGACAGGCGUUGACUACGAAGAGGUCAUUAUCGACAUCAAGAAGCCUCGUGAGCCCUGGUAUCUCGAGAUCAACCCGCGCGGCCUCGUCCCUGCUAUCUCCUACAACGGCGAGAUCCUCAUCGAAUCGGCUAUCGUCGCACAGUUCAUCGCUGAUGCCCACCCCUCUCACCUCCUUCCUCCGUCGGGCCCCGCAGAGAACGCCCUCUACCGCGCGCGGGUGAGCCUCUUCGCCGAUGCCUUCAGCAGCAAGGUCAUGCCGAAUGUGAUGGCUGGUGUCAGGGCUGCCUCGCAGGAGGAGCGUGAGACCGCUGGUGAUGCGUUGGUUGAGGCUGUGGCUAAGGAGAUUGAGCCGUUGUUGAACAAUGAAGGCAAGGGGCCUUUCUUUGGGGGUAGUGAGAAGUUGACGUUUGCCGAAGUCCUCACCGGUUCAUUCCUCCUCCGGAUCCUGGCUUUCACGAAGCCGGAACAUAAUCUGAACAGCACCAGAGUCCCGGCCCUGCUGAAGGAAAAUGCACCCAAGUUCUUGCGCUGGGCGGAGGCUACUGUCGCUCAAGAGAGUGUCAACUACAUCUGGAAUGAGCAGGCUGUGGUGGAACACACGCGGGCCAAGUUUGCGCAUAAGCCGUGAUAUAGUUCUCCGUGUGGAAAACCAGUAUAAUAAUAGGCAAUUGAUAUAGGGCCCUAUCCCUGUUCUAAAUAAAUGACUGCAGCCUGACGUGAUGCUCGGGUCGCCGCGUGUUAGGGAAAGCCGAGUCCCAUGGUUAGAGCCCGUUGAUGACAACACGCAAGGAACUCAUGACAGCCGGCCGGAUAUUUUAUGCCUGCGAGGAAUGCUGGCCACGUGUGCAGCGCAGUACAUUUCUUAUUCGUAAACAUCUACUCAAGAUCACAUACAUAGACAUCCUAUACAUAAGCCACAGUACAAAGUGAAGAACUGCCUACGGUCAGGGGACUCGUGUCGGCAUAGUCACGUGCGGCAUCUCCCCACCAUCACCGCAUCCAAAGCCGCAAAGCACAACAAC
Aspergillus glaucus CBS 516.65 is the source of this 1220-nucleotide messenger RNA. Its product is annotated as glutathione S-transferase family protein. Bases 122 to 826 code for a protein of 234 amino acids. The transcript has 3 exons. The record is from RefSeq and is a predicted model, not a curated record. Lineage: Eukaryota; Fungi; Ascomycota; Eurotiomycetes; Eurotiales; Aspergillaceae. Gene Ontology annotation, cellular component: cytoplasm.